This is a messenger RNA of Camelina sativa (false flax), 441 nucleotides long. The record is from RefSeq and is a predicted model, not a curated record. Lineage: Eukaryota; Viridiplantae; Streptophyta; Magnoliopsida; Brassicales; Brassicaceae.
CUAUGCAUCCAACAUCUAGCUGGACACUCCCUUAGUGUCGAUGAUUUACACAGGUGGCUUCAGGUUAUAAAAACAGCGAUUACAACAGCGUGGUCAAGCCCGUUGAUGCUUGCUUUGGAGAAGACAAUGAGUGGAAAGGAAUCAAGGGGACCUGCUUGUACUUUUGAAUUUGAUGGUGAAAGCUCUGGCUUACUUGGUCCCGGAGAAAGUCGUUGGCCCUUUACCAAUGGCUACGCAUUUGCAACAUGGAUCUAUAUUGAAUCAUUUGCUGACACAUUAAAUGCUGCAACUGCGGCAGCUGCAAUUGCUGCUGCCGCAGCAGCCAAGUCAGGGAAAACAUCCGCCAUGUCAGCUGCAGCGGCUGCGAGUGCCCUCGCUGGUGAGGGUACUGCUCAUAUGCCACGUUUGUUCAGCUUUUUGUCCGCUGAUAAUCAGGGAAUA